Ochlerotatus camptorhynchus is the source of this 333-nucleotide messenger RNA. RefSeq lists its product as uncharacterized. Lineage: Eukaryota; Metazoa; Arthropoda; Insecta; Diptera; Culicidae. Gene Ontology annotation, biological process: DNA integration. The record is from RefSeq and is a predicted model, not a curated record. Gene Ontology annotation, molecular function: nucleic acid binding. Bases 1 to 333 code for a protein of 110 amino acids. The transcript has 2 exons.
AUGCCGGAGGACGCUGAAAACUGGGUCAAGGCCUGCCAACAUUGCGCAGUCAAUGGUAGACCAGGAAAACCCACUCCAAUGGAGCGUACGGUAGUUCCGAAAACUGCCUGGGAGACCAUCGCUGUGGAUUUCAACGGGCCUUAUGCUAAGUUCGGAGGAAUUCACAUCCUCGUUAUCGUCGAUUAUCGUUCUCGAUACAUCAUUGCCCGUCCUAUCAAAUCAACCAGCUUCGAGCUAACGAAGCGAGUGCUAGACGAAUUCAUCGAUACGGAAGGUUUUCCGGAAAGCCAGCUGCAACGACGUGGUCAGGAAAAAGCAGACUCACUGCCGUGA